Molecule: messenger RNA, 2970 nt
Organism: Prunus armeniaca (apricot)
Lineage: Eukaryota; Viridiplantae; Streptophyta; Magnoliopsida; Rosales; Rosaceae
Source: the annotation of a GenBank genome assembly
AUGGAAUGUGACUUGAAAGCUCUGCGAAUGUCACCUGCUUUCCGGAGUCUCUUAUUGCCCAUUUGCCAAAGACCCACUUCUUCGGUUCAAUUACAUAAGAAGAUUAGUCUCAGUUCCAGGUCACUAUUGCUCUCUGUUAAAUUAAAGCCCUCGUCUUGUGCUGCUCUGGAAGCGUUUGACUUGAAUCCCAUCAGUGAUUUGGCUCUCAGCGAUGUCUCAAACUCUGAGACUCAGCUUCAUGAAGUAAGAGUAAAUAACGGCAGUUCAACUAAUGAGGAAAUGGUAGGAAGCAAUGUGAAAACCAGGCCUAGAGUUUUCGAUAGCAAAAAGAGGCUUAUACAUUAUUCUGCGAUGCUUCGUACCUGUGUUUUGCAAGGGUCUUUGAAUGAGGGGAAGGCUAUUCAUGGACAGGUAAUAAAAAAUGGGAUUGAUCCAGAUUCGCAUUUGUGGGUUUCAUUGGUUAAUGUCUAUGGAAAAUGUGGGGAUUGUGGGUAUGCACGUAAAGUGCUUGAUGAGAUGCCAGAACGGGACGUCGUGUCAUGGACUACUUUAAUUCAAGGAUUUGUAGUUAAAGGUUUUGGUGUUGAUGCUGUUAAAUUAUUCUGUGAGAUGAAGAAAGAUGGUACGAGAGCAAAUGAAUUUGCAUUGGCAACUGGUUUGAAAGCAUGUUCUUUGUGCUUCGAUUUAGGUUUUGGGAAACAGUUGCAUGCUGAAGCAGUGAAACUGGGGUUCUUUUCGGAUGUUUUUGUUGGUUCCGCUCUUGUCGGUCUUUAUGCAAAAUGUGGUGAGAUGGUACUUGCAGAUACAGUGUUAUUUUGUAUGCCCGAGCAGAAUGUUGUAUCGUGGAAUGCAUUGCUUAAUGGGUAUGCUCAAGAAGGUGACGGAAAGCAAGUUCUGAAAUUAUUCUGCAGAAUGACGGAAUCAGAAAUGAGGUUGAGCAAGUUCACCUUGUCUACUGUUCUCAAAGGUUGUGCAAACUCGGGAAAUUUGAGAGGAGGUCAGUUUUUGCAUUCCCUAGCAAUUAAAAGUGGGUGUGAGAUAGAUGAAUUCCUGGGUUGUAGUCUCGUUGAUAUGUACUCAAAGUGUGGGAUGGCAAUCGAUGCGGUAAAAGUAUUCAGGAGGAUUAAAAAUCCUGAUGUAGUGGCCUGGAGUGCAAUUAUCACUUGCCUUGAUCAACAAGGGCAAUGCCAAGAAGUGGCUGAGCUAUUUCGUGAAAUGAUAAGUACAGGAAUCUCACCAAAUCAAUUUAGUCUUUCUAGUAUCAUCAGUGCUGCCACUGAUCUCAAAGAUCUGCAUUUUGGUGAAAGCGUCCAUGCUUUUGCAUGGAAAUACGGUUGUGAAUCUGAUAUUUCAGUCAGCAAUGCUCUAAUCACAAUGUAUAUGAAAAUUGGGCGUGUGCUAGAUGGUGCUCAAGUUUUUGAGGCAAUGACAGAUCGUGAUUUGAUUUCAUGGAAUUCCCUUUUAUCGGGAACGCACAAUCAUGAAAUAUGUGACCUAGGACCAAGAAUCUUCCACCAAAUGCUUGUCGAAGGUUUCAAGCCCAACAUGUACUCAUUCAUUAGUGUUUUAAGGUCUUGUUCUAGCCUCUUGGAUGUAGGCCUUGGAAAACAAGUACAUGCCCAUAUUGUCAAAACUAGCCUUGAUGAUAAUGACUUUGUUGGGACAGCUCUCAUCGACAUGUAUGCCAAAAUUAGGUUCUUGGAAGAUGCUGUGAUAGCUUUCAAUAAAUUGAGUAUUCGGGACCUCUUCAUUUGGACAGUCAUCAUUACGGGUUAUGCACAAACUGAUCAAGCAGAGAAAGCUGUUGCUUGCUUCAGUCAGAUGCAACAAGAAGGAGUGAAGCCAAACGAGUUCGCCCUUGCUGGCUGUUUGAGUGCUUGCUCCCGUAUAGCUAUGCUGGAAAAUGGGCGGCAGCUCCACUCAAUGGCAAUUAAGAGUGGGCAUUUGGGAGAUUUAUUUGUUAGCAGUGCACUUGUUGAUAUGUAUGCCAAAUGUGGAUGCAUAGGUGAUGCUGAGGAUAUCUUUGCGGGCUUAGUUUCACGCGAUACAGUCUCAUGGAACAUCAUGAUAUGUGGAUAUUCCCAAUAUGGGCGAGGAGAGAAGGCUGUUGAAGCCUUUUCAACAAUGUUGAAUGAAGGCACCAUACCAGAUGAAGUAACCUUCAUUGGUAUCCUUUCUGCAUGCAGCCACCUGGGUUUAGUUGAAGAAGGGAAAAAGCACUUUGACUCACUGAGCAAAGUUUUCAGGAUCACUCCUACAAUUGAGCAUUAUGCUUGUAUGGUUGAUAUUCUUGUUAGGGCUGGAAAAUUUAAUGAGGCUGAAAGCUUCAUUGAGACAAUGAAACUAACAUCGUAUCCCAUUAUUUGGGAGACUGUUCUAGGGGCUUGUAAGAUGUAUGGUAAUGUAGAAUUUGGUGAAACAGCUGCAAAAAAGCUUUUUGAGCUUAAACCUGAGAUGGAUUCAACUUAUAUCUUACUAUCUAAUAUAUUUGCAGUCAAAGGUAGGUGGGAUGAUGUUAGCAAAGUCAGGAAAUUAAUGUCCAGUCAGGGUGUUAAGAAAGAACCUGGUUGUAGCUGGGUUGAAGUUGACGGACAAGUCAACACUUUUGUCUCUCAAGAUGGUUCACAUCCAAGAAUCAGGGAUAUCCAUUUGAAAUUGGAGGAACUAGGUGAAAAGCUGAAUUCAGUAGGUUAUAUACCGGAAACAGAAGACGUGCUUCAUAAUAUCACUGAAAGAGAAAAAAACGAGCAUCUCCAAUAUCAUAGUGAAAGGUUGGCUCUUGCCUUCUCCCUUAUAAGUACCAAUCCUCCAAAAACUAUUCGGAUUUUUAAAAAUCUACGCAUCUGUGGAGACUGCCAUAAGGUUAUGAAGCUCAUUUCAGAGGUCACAAAUCGGGAAAUAGUUGUUCGUGACGUCAAGCGGUUUCAUCAUUUUAAGAGUGGAACUUGCUCCUGUAAUGACUUCUGGUGA